CACGGUCGCUGGUUCGUUCGUAAGGUCGGCUAUGAGCUCUGACGCUUAUAAAAGUAGCAAGGACAUACGUCUGGGCCAUUAGUCGAAAUCUAUUAACGCACAACGCGAAGUCGUCUGAAUUUGGCGUUGGCGAGUGUUGAAAACAAUUCAUUCAUUAAUUCACAACUCAAAUAAAUUAAAUAAACGUGCUUUAUAAUCAAUUUAAAAAAAAUUAUUAAAUACAGUAGCGUGAAAUAAAAUUAUGUUUAAUUUUUUAAACAUUUUCAAUGAAUACAACACGGUAAAUAAGCAACGGCUUUAAGAGUUUGUAAAAAAAUACAAGAAAUCAAAUGAAUUAGCAGACAUUAAGCAAAAUAUGUUUACAAAAAUUAUCAACAAAGAAAAGUGUUAAAAUAUUUUCAAUGUGUUGAAGCUGGGAGUUUAAGAGAAAAUAUUUUCAAUAAAAUUGCUUAAAACAAAAGCAUUAAAAAUAUUGCAAUCGAAGACUAAAACUGCAGCGGUUUUGCAGUAAAAAAUUUUAUAAAGAAAAACUUUUUUGAAAAAAUUAAAUUUAAACAGAAAAAAUGUUCGCCAAUUCAUAUUUUAUAAAAUUGCUAACGCGACAAUGCACAACCAAUGAUCUGCAGCACCUGUUGCUCGUCUUCUUCACGGUGCUGAYAGUGAUCUGCUUCCUGCAGAGACUCUUGAACGCCUAUCGGGAGUUGCGCAAGUUGCCACCGGGUCCAUGGGGUUUCCCCGUGAUCGGCUACCUCUUUUUCAUGGGCAACGAGAAGCACACGCGCUUCAUGGAGUUGGCCAAGCAAUAUGGCUCGCUCUUCUCCACGCGUCUGGGCAAUCAAUUGACCGUAGUGAUGAGUGAUUAUAAAAUGAUACGUGAAUGCUUCAGGCGUGAGGAGUUCACCGGCAGGCCGGACACGCCGUUCAUGCAAACGCUGAAUGGAUUUGGUAUCAUCAAUAGUACCGGCAAACUGUGGAAGGAUCARCGUCGUUUUUUGCACGAAAAACUACGUCAAUUCGGUAUGACUUAUAUGGGCAACGGAAAGCAUGUCAUGGAGAAGCGUAUUAUGACCGAAGUACACGAAUACAUACACAAUUUACGGGUCUCCGAUGGUCAACCCAUGGAUAUGGCGCCCGCUAUCAGCGUAGCCGUUAGCAAUGUCAUCUGCAAUAUCAUGAUGUCCGUACGUUUCUCCAUUGAUGAUCCGAAAUUCCGCCGUUUCAAUUUCCUCAUCGAAGAGGGCAUGCGUUUAUUUGGUGAGAUACACACCGUCGAUUAUAUACCCACCGUACAGUACUUCCCCUCGAUUUUGACGGCCAAGACGAAAAUCGCAAAGAAUCGCGAGGAAAUGCAGCGUUUCUAUCGGGACGUGAUCGAUGAACACAAAAAUACCUAUGAUCCCACGAAUAUACGUGAUUUAGUCGAUUUCUAUUUGGCUGAAAUUGAGAAGGCCAAGGACGAGGGACGCGACGAUGAACUGUUCGAUGGAAAGAAUCACGAGGAGCAAAUUGUUCAAGUCAUCAUCGAUCUCUUUUCCGCCGGCAUGGAGACAAUCAAAACCACUUUGCUMUGGAUCAAUGUUUUCAUGUUGCGUAAUCCCGAAGCGAUGCGACGCGUACAAGAGGAACUCGAUCAGGUGGUCGGACGUCAUCGUUUGCCUUCCAUAGAGGAUUUGCAAUUUUUACCAGUGACCGAAUCAACAAUUUUGGAAUCGAUGCGCCGCUCUUCGAUUGUGCCGCUMGCGACCACACACUCGCCAACAAGAGAUGUUGAAUUGAACGGUUACAAAAUCCCCGCCGGCUCACAUGUCAUACCGCUGAUCAACAGCGUACAUAUGGACCCCAAUUUGUGGGAGAAACCCGAAGAGUUCAAUCCACGUCGCUUCCUCGACUCCGAGGGCAAAGUGCGCAAACCAGAGUAUUUCAUACCAUUCGGUGUGGGCCGACGCAUGUGUUUGGGUGAUGUGUUGGCGCGCAUGGAACUGUUUCUCUUCUUCGCCUCGUUCAUGCACAGCUUCGACAUCACGCUGCCCGAAGGACAACCAUUGCCCAGUUUAAAGGGCAAUGUAGGCGCCACCAUUACACCGGAAACCUUCAAGGUAUGUCUAACACCGCGGCCGCUCACUGAUGCCAUGAAACCGCCGGCCGAUUUACAAGACGCACGCACGUUAUAAAUGCUGAAAAUGUCAAAUGUCAAAAUGUUUGACACGCG
Molecule: messenger RNA, 2209 nt
Organism: Bactrocera latifrons
Lineage: Eukaryota; Metazoa; Arthropoda; Insecta; Diptera; Tephritidae
Gene: Cyp18a1
Product: cytochrome P450 18a1
Biological process (GO): xenobiotic metabolic process
Cellular component (GO): intracellular membrane-bounded organelle; cytoplasm
Molecular function (GO): iron ion binding; oxidoreductase activity, acting on paired donors, with incorporation or reduction of molecular oxygen, reduced flavin or flavoprotein as one donor, and incorporation of one atom of oxygen; heme binding
Source: RefSeq, a predicted model, not a curated record